Molecule: messenger RNA, 294 nt
Organism: Protobothrops mucrosquamatus (brown spotted pit viper)
Lineage: Eukaryota; Metazoa; Chordata; Lepidosauria; Squamata; Viperidae
Product: arf-GAP with coiled-coil, ANK repeat and PH domain-containing protein 3-like
Exons: 2
Molecular function (GO): GTPase activator activity
Source: RefSeq, a predicted model, not a curated record
GCAAUGCGACCAUGAAUCAGAUCUACGAGGCUCAGUGUGAGGAGAUGGGGCUGAAAAAGCCAACACCUGGCAGCUCAAGGCAGGACAAAGAAGCCUGGAUCAAAGUCAAAUAUGUGGAGAAGAAGUUUCUGAAGAAGCUACCUUCGGGAGAACCCCUGGCCGACCACGAGCAGAAGCCCCGCCGCUGGAGCGUGAAAAAGUGCCAGAGGUGCAACAGCACCACCAAAGCGCCCACUACUCGCAGGAAGUAUCGGCACGAGGCGGGAAAUGCGUCUCCGGCUGCCCACUCUUCAG